Messenger RNA from Cricetulus griseus (Chinese hamster), 7144 nucleotides. Lineage: Eukaryota; Metazoa; Chordata; Mammalia; Rodentia; Cricetidae. The record is from RefSeq and is a predicted model, not a curated record.
UGAUGUCAUAAAUUGGGUGGCAUUUAAGUGUCAGUCCCAGCAUGAGCUGCAUAAUUGAACAGCAGUGAAAAGGUACAGGGAUUACAGCAUGACUCCCAUGGGGCAGGGUUUCGUUCCCUAAUGAAACCCCAUCAAGGCAGUCAGGGGUGAUGGUCAUGCUGUCAACCUGGCAGGUCUAGAAUCACCUGGGAGAUGGGCUUUUGGGGGUUAUUUUGAUCACAUUAGUUGAUGUGGAGUGCUGGGCUGUAUAAAUGGAGAGCUGUUGUUCCGUUUCCUGACUGACCAGCUGCUUGCUGACCUGUCCUGACUCUCCACCAUGAUGGACUGAGCCACAGGAAACUCUGCCCUUCAAGUGCUUUCGUCAGAAUAUUUGAUCACACAUCAGGAUAAACUAAGACACUGGGUGGAAGCGGAGGCUGAAGGAUCAGGAGUUCAAGGUUACCCUAAGCUGUACGUAUGGGGCCGAGGUCAUCCUGGCCCAUAGGACACCCUACUCAAACAAACCACGUGACCAUUCUCCAAGCAUGCGGGGAAAGGCACACUGCGCUGUGACAGAUUUCACAGCUGUGCUUAUCCCAUACAGACCAUGCUGAUAAACUUCUUCUCAAGCGUCUUUGGCCAGAGUCCAGUUCUGCUCUCUGCCUGGCUUCCCAGCCUCACUGACUCCAGAGUAUCAGCACAGGAAGCCAGUAGGGAGGGCAUGAAGCAAUGAAGAAAUGACAGCCCAGGUGGCCUGCAGAGGCUCCCCAGCAGCUCUGAAUGACCCAGCCUGCCACUGAAUUUCAGAAAGAGCACUGGCAAACCAAACCAGCCAUCUCAGGAUCGGACUUUGGUUCAACGAAUGUUGCAAGAUAUCUGUGUUCACUUAGAUAGCUGCUGGGCAGCCAUUUUAGGAGCUGCUCUGCACAUCUGGGGCCUGACUGUCUCCAGAACCACCUGACACAUUCUGGUGGCCUCCCUGAGGCCUUGCAGCAGCUCUGUACAAAGGACAAGGGAACUGUGGUGCACGUUAAGAGCUGGGUCUCUGUGCCUAUUUCCACCUCACCAAACGGAAAUCAGAAAUAGGAGGGCAGAGCCAACACAUGGGUGGGAACUCAUCAAGGCCAUGGGCAAGCACCAAGUGGACAUCUGAGCCCAGGUGGGGCAGGCUCCAGACCAAGACGCCUGUACAGAGGCCAGCUUGGCCGUUGGCCCACUGCACCUCAAUCUUGAACCAAGUCAGGGGACAGUCAGGAGACAGCACAGCUGCAUGUUUCCUGCCCACUGCCCACUGGCAAAGUCCAUGGGACUUGAUAGGUUUCCACAGGGAGGGAACAAACUGGGUCUCGGCCCCCAAGGGCUGUGCCCUUUAGUUACCAAAGUGAUGACAUUAGUUUGAGUGCAUUCACUGGCAGUGCACCCAGGACCCCAUCUCCUGAAGUCAGCUGACAAAGUCUCUACUUGCUUUCUGAACUCUAAGAAGAUAAAAGGCCAGCAAGAGCCCUGGGCAAGUGUGCCUGAGCACCCUGGGUGGCAACAGGAAGAGGCAUCUCUGAACGUUGUUAUGUCAUCCAAGCCCUUGUCAGGAGCACAGCUGCACCAGCACAGGCGUGUGCACAGGUCAGGAGUGAGGUGUGGGUUCUGCUCACUAAAUGUAGUCUGAUGGUAGAGUGGCGGGGACAUGGUGCUGGAAACAUUUCACACAGCAAAGUCCCAGCUGGAGGCAGGCUCCCUGGAGAGCUGUCUAGACAAGGGUCCUUGCCUCUCACAGCCAUGCUGUUGGCUCUGCUCUCCUCCAACAACUCCUCUACUCUUUCUCUCCGAUUUCUGUGGCCAGCUCAGCAGGUGGAGCCACAAAGACCUGUGGGUUUGGGACUGCCUGCUCUUCCAGUUACUGCCCCCUAGACAUGGUCACAUCUCUGAAUGGAUCCAGCUCAGUGCUUCCUAAGCGUAUGUGAACAGUCUUGGCUGCAGACUUGUUUGUCCAAGAUGAAAAGCUCUGUGUUUCUGACCUAUGCUCUUGCAUUUGCUGGACUUAGCCAGCUGCAUCCCGCAUGCUGGGUAGACGAACGGCCCCCUUGGACAGUAAUUUGAGGCUCAUCUGUGGGAGGAUGUUUGCCAAGCUCAGUAAAAUGAGCUGUCAGUAUAACUGAUGCCCAGCUGCUGGAGGGUAAUUUAGCUGACAGUUCCAACUGCUUCCCUAAACUCAGGCUGGAGGCAAUAGCCAGAGAGCCUGGGGCAGGAGGCUGGCUCAUCAGCCAGAUGGUUUCCACUAGAAACUGACUCCCGUUCUAGCUGCAAAUGUGACCUAGUUAAAGAGGCUUGGAUACAGCCUGUUUUUGUUACUCAAGACUGGACGUCUUCCUCCAGAAGCCCACCUGUCUUUGACAUCUGUGAUGAUGGAUCUUGCUGGUGUUGAAGAGUCACUGGCAGCACACAGCCUGCCUAAUACGCUCACACAUUUGAUGAGACAGCAUGUAAUGAGUGCUGGGUCGUUCUAAAGCAGCACCUCUGCAGACUGGGCUCAGUGUCUUUUGGGUCCAGUUGGGGAUGUACGCUGGCAGAAUUCAUUAGAGCCACCCCUCAGGGACCAGCGCCUGCUGCCUAAAAGACAAUCAGUGGCGUCAGCUGCACAGAACCCAGGGUUGGAAAUGAAGUGGGUAUGGACUUCUUAGCAGGCCAUCUUCCAGCCCUUCAGCUUGGGGGAAUUAGUGCAGAGAUGGUGUGGGUGCCUCUUGCUGUCACUUUCCCCAGGGUAGCAGUGGCCUUGGCAUGGCUGCUGCCUACCCUAACAAGAUGCACUAGACCUGCUGGUUCUGUAGCAGAAGCAUGAACCUUUGCAAACCAGCUCAAGGGCAGGGAGCUCAAUGAGAGGGAGGCAGAUGGCCAGCCAAAGAAACACACUUUGUCCCUGGAAUCACAGCCAGUGAAAGAAAUACACUCUGGCCCUUCGAGCCAAAAGGCUAAAAAGGACCAGUGAAAGAAACAUACUAUGGUCCUGAAACCAGAGCCAAAUUUGACCCUGAACCUGAGCAGCAAACCAACCAAUCCCUGAGCAUGAGAUCUAGCCAAUCUGAGCUCAGGGACUGAAAUCUGACCAAUCCCCACCCUGGAAAUCUCCCUGGAAAAACUCUGCCCCUAAGAAGCCCCAUAUAAACCCCCUGUCUGUUCAGCUUGUGGUUGGCUGGCUGCCUGCUUGCUUCCAUCAUGCCAGAGGCAGCCACUCUCCUGGAUUCUUCCCUCCCAAUAAAUUUCUUGAAUGAGGUUUGGGUGAGACCUUCCUUGGCGGGAAUGGAGCAGAGGAGAGAAGUAACUUCUUACUGAGCAAGUGGAGCAGGGUUGUACCACUUUCUAACAACUUUGCUGGGGAAACCCUUCCCUGCUGGAGCAGAGCUGUUACACUGGGGAAGCCUUUCCCUGGAGCAGGGCUGUAAGCUGCUAUGCUUACUAUGACCUGUGGUACUCCUUGGCUCCUGAGUGGCAGAAUACCUUUCCUUCCCAACUGUAACACUCAGUAUUCUGUGGCUCACCCCACAAUGCUUACGAGACCAGCAUGUCAAUCCACAUUUUCUAUAAAAGGAGCCUUUGGCGGAAAGCAAGACUGAUUCUUACCAUGUUGUGACACCAUGAGAUAACAGCUAGGUGACCUCAAGUUUGUGUGACUUGCCCUUAUUCCUCAGCUGUAAUCCAAGAGUCUCCCUUCUCCCUUUCCUCCUGCCUUGGGAAGGCUGCCGCUCUCUGAGUACCCAUUGGGUUCCUAGUCCUUCCCAGUCAGUGGGCCACUGGCUACUACCUGGCUCCAGAGCAGGGGUGUCUGCAGGACAGUGCCAGCUGCAGAGGUUCCCACACAGCAGAUGUGGGCAGGGAUGGCCCAGUGUAUGUGUAGAAAGAACAGCUCACAAAACACUGGAAGGAUUCUGUGCUCUGUCUGAAUUCCACUUGAAAUAUUGUUUUAAUAACUUUGCUAAGAUGGCUUUUAUCUCAGGACUGUAUUCCUCAAACCAAGAGCUUUCAGAGAGAAAUCUCCAAACAGUCCAAGGGAGGGCUUGGCUGACCUGAGGCACAAAGCUCCUGUGUUCAAGAAAGACCACCUCUGGCCCCCGCCUUCAGGCUCUGUCCACCCAGGGCAAUGAUUCAGAGGCCCUGGCAUUCUCCAGAGUGUAACCCCAACCACCCAGCUUCACUGCCUAGGUUCCUCCUGGUCAGGCCUCUUUGUCUCUCCUGCCAUUACCAUCUGACUCCUGUCCUCAAGGGGUCUCUAUGUGUGAUUUGUGUGUGUCCUGUAGGUGUGCGCACUGUAAAUAGUGCCCUGUGAGUGUGUGCCCUGAACAUAUGGGACCCAGCUGGGCACACAUAGGGACGACUCAGAGUGUGACACAUCUCAGCUUGGGGUCCUGGCUUUCAUCAGUUCCGAGGAUCAAUGGGAUAAGCCCUGCAGCAGGGAGAAAACGCAUUUUCCUAGGAGCUAUUGGUGAUUGGUGCAGUAGUCCAGUCGCAGGCUGCCGCUGCCCAUGCUCCUGGGAGCAGUCUCCGGCUGACCUCUGACCCUCUUCUCAGCACCACACGGCAGGGGUGGGGAGGGAACACGCUUGUGUCGACCAGUUUGUGGCAACAUGGGUAUUUGAACUCAUCUCUGUGGUCCCCAGCUCUGCCACGACCUUAGAUUUCCCCUUCUCUUCCCUUAUUGCCUGGCCAGCACAGAAAGGUGCAUCCUUUUCCUCGCUAGCUUGGCCAGUCAGGGUGGCAGGAAAGUAGCGGUAGCUGAAGACCCUAGGACAGCGCCUGCCUCUCCCAUGCCCCUGCCCUCCACCCAUUUCUGCUCCUCAACACCCCUCCCAUGCCCUUUCCUGCUGAGGCUUCCGCCCCUCCCACCGCCUAAACCUUCAUCAGCCUGCAUCAGUUCUGUCCAGAACCCUGACUGCCCCCAGCCCACAGUUCCCUUUGUCUCCGACUCCCCGCCACCCCGUGCAGCCCUUCCGUGCAGCCCAUCCGUGCAGCCCAUCCGUAGCUGCGCUUCCCACUCGGCCCUGCAUCCCUACCCGGCUGCUGCCCUAUGGCCCUUGUGGCCGCGUUGCUCCUGAGCGCAGCCCUGGGCGCCCUGCUCAGCUUCGCACUGCUGGCGGCGGCGGUGGCCAGCGACUACUGGUACAUCCUGGAGGUGGCGAACGCUGGCGGCUCCGGCUCCGGAGGCGGCGCGCAGCAGCUCUCCUCACAUUCUGGGCUCUGGCGCACCUGCGAAGGACACAACAGCUGUGUACCCCUGGUUGACCCGUUUGCCAGCGACAGCUUGGAAGCUUCCCCCUCCAUACAGCACCUUCUCUCGCUGCAUCGCACAGUCAUGGUGGUCCUGCCUCUCAGCCUCAUCCUCAUCGUGUGUGGCUGGGUCUGUGGCUUGCUCAGCUCCCUGUCCCAGAGUGUCCCUCUGCUGCUCAUCACUGGCUGCUACUUCUUGCUAGGGGGUGCCCUGACCCUGGCGGGGGUCAGCGUCUACAUCAGCUACUCACACCUGGCGUUUGUGGAGACUGCCCGCUUGUAUGGGGUACAGCAUGUACAGGAUGUGCACAUCAGCUUCGGCUGGUCGCUGGCCCUGGCCUGGGGCUCCUGCGCCUUGGAGGUGCUCAGCGGUGCCCUCCUGCUUACAGCUGCCCGCUUCCUCAGCCUGAGCCAACACCCAGGAAUGCCCCACUCUGUGAUCAUCUGAGUCCCCGGGUGGCAGGGUGGUGGGGAGAAGGCAAGGCUCAGGCACCCUUAGCACUUGCUGGAAUCCUGGCUGGGAAGGUGCCCUGGGGAUGACGUGUUGGGGAAGUGCUCAUUUCCUCUCCAGAUGGAUAGCCCGUGUCUCCAGUCAUGAGCUGUUGAUGGCACAGUCUGAUGGGGUGCCUCAGGGUUCAGGGUGCCCAGGGGGUGCUCUUACUCUGAGGGCCCACUCUGGCCCUCAGUUGCUGAGGCAGUCCGUUCUGUGCUAGGAGCUGGUUGAGGGCUUCCUUACCUCUCCAUCCCCAGUCUAGGCAUUAGUAACCACUCACCCUAUGCCACAGAGUGGGAGCCAGAAAACCUGAGGACAGAUGGCAGAUCCGGGUGUCACUGAAGUUUGGCAAGACCCCGGUUCUGUUUUGUUUCUUCUCCCAAGGGGAGGUUGAUAGGGAGGAGGCUUGGGGCUGGGUGGGAGGUUACAGUCUAGGUUGGUUUUCAAGCCACCAAGUGGGUCACUUACUUAAGUGAUUCCAGGCAGGGUGGACCUUCAAAUCUAGGUCCUUGUCCUGGCACAGGCUGCUGCCCUGCUGGUAUGCUACUUCCUCUUUGCAGCAACAACCAGGAGGGUAUCUUGAGUCUGGCCACAGUUGGGGUGAGGUGGAGCCAUCCCUGGCCUGCCUGCUGGGUUGCCUAGAGAGAGGAACUUCUGCUUUGGGCAGAAGCUAGGCCUGGGGAUUUGGCUGCAGGUGUGGGCUGCUCAGCUCACAGGCUGCCUCAGCCCACUCACUCCCAGUCUGGGACAACACAGGUAGGAACUGAAUUAUCUCUGGUCAGGGGGCAGACCUGAGUUUAUGUAAUUGGACAGUGGCCAGCUGUAAGGUAGGGCCUAUGCAGUUCCCCAAACUGUACCUGAUUCUGGUACAGGCUCCUCGUGAGUUUAGGAUAAGUACCAGAAAAGGUAGUUCAUCUCAAGGUUUUGUCCUGGCGGUAUCCCCAAGCCACUUUUGAUUGCUUCUAAGGAUAUGGGAAGCUCAUAGGGAGCAGGGAAUACUUUGCAGGGUUUAAUGUGACCCACGUUGGGCAAAGGACUGGAGCUGAUGGCGACCUCCCAGGUUGUGUUCUAAUCUUUGCCAUCCCAUGUAAGAGCACUGCCAAGUGUCCCAAUAAAUCCGCUGCAAUGUGUGUAUUUUUCUCUUUCUGCCACGUGGUGUAUUAUUUUUGGAAGGGGUGUGCACAGGGACAGAGCCUCACUGUGUAGGCCUGAACUUGCUGCCUCCUGCCUCAGCCUGCCUGGUGCUGAGAUUUCCGAUAUGCAUCACCAGGGCCAGCCUAGAAUUCUUCAAAGUAGGUGAAACAUACUCAUUUCUCCUGAUGUUGGAAGGGCGAACACACACUAGUGUGUGUUUCUGGCCGUCAGUGAUGUGCUUGUGUGUGUGUGUGUGUGUGUGUGUGUGUGUGUGUGUGUGCGCGC